UGCCGUGGCGACGCCAAAACAACGACGGAGCUUUGGCGGCCAUGGCGUCGUGGGAGCGGGGCCUGGCUCGCGCGGUGGCCCACCGCCUAAAAUAUUACAUUGAUGUGCAGAGAAAAGAAGAUUCCUUCACUUCGUGUGGAGUCAUCCAUGCUGACUCUGAAAGCUUGUAUGGGAAGCCUGCUUGCUUGACGGACCAGAAGGAGCAUGAUUUUUCCAACAUUAAAUUGGAAGCUUCCCUUCGUGCCUUUAUGGGCACCGCUGAAGACUGCCACAGAAAGCUCCGGAAAGCUCCAGAAAAGCAAAAGGAUUUGGAAAAUCGUAUUAAAAAGAUGGCACAGAGCUACGUACCAGAGAGAAGGAAUGAAGGAAAAGUAAAGAAUGUGCGAUGGCAAAAAGGGCUGCACAGAGCCUCUCAAAAAAGUCUACACAGAACUGCUACCCCAUUUAUGUCACCGGAAGAAGUAGAGAGGCUUGUUUCAUCAGCUUCCAAGCUCAUUGUGGCUACAAUUUCGGAAAUUCCUCCAGAAAAACCCAGAACAACUCCAGAAGAUGCUUCAUUUCUAAAGAGAAGAGAUGUAAAAAGCAUCCAGACUUCGGAUAAUAGUAUCAGGCAACAGUUUUCUUCUACACUUUCCUGCAAGGAUGGAGCAAGGAGAGCUAAGCAAGAAAGAAAAAGUCGGGAAGAUGUAAAGAGGACAGGUGAAUUUUCAAGCAUCCCCAGCAACUCUGCUAAAUCAAAAAGAUUUUUGUCUGAACCUCGUCCUAAACCAACUGCUAGAAGUUCACUGAAUAGAGGUUCCUUGGUUUCAAGUUUUCAAACUGGAGAAAACAAAGCGCGUUGGCAAAGCAAACUUAAAAGCAAAGCCUCCAUCUCUGAACACAAAGAUAAGACAACACUAAACGCUCAAGAAAAGACCCGUUCACUUUCUGAGGAAAACCCACACGAUUCUGGUGGACGUUUCAAUAAAACGGAAAGAGAAGACUCGCGGAGUCCUAGACCUGGGGAAAUAGCUUCAAGCAAAGCCAAGGGUUUGGAUCCGAGGCCAGUUCUACGCUCCCCAAAGAAUAAAAAAUCCAGAGUAUCAAAAAGUGAUAACACCAAAUACUCUGCAGAGCCAACAACAGCAGCGAUAAGUACCCAACUUUCAAUGACUGGGAAAAAGAUGGAAGAACAAGGCAAUUCUAUAGUAGUUUCUAGGUGUGUUGCAGUUCCUGGAUAUGGAGCCUCUGAAUACAAUCAGGUUUAUUAUGAAAAAAAUCAGCAAGGCUAUAUCCCGGGCGGUCUUGCUCAGGAAUAUCAUUGCUCGGAUGGUGGCAACCUCCAUCACCUUAGAGUCCCAGAAGAUGCAGCUCUGGCGCCUGCCGUGGUAGAUAAACCCACUGGACACGUGGCAUGUGUUCAAGAGGAUCGCAAUGGCCCCGUUGCCACACUAAAGCACGGAUCAUCUUUUCUGUAUGAACUCUGCCAGGAAAUGGACCAAGAUUCGCCAGCGGAUAUGUUGACGAACAGGUCUGUGACUACAGAUGAAACUGACGGAAAUCAAAGCACACAUUCUUGUUUAAAUCCACCAUAG
This is a messenger RNA of Anolis carolinensis (green anole), 1574 nucleotides long. RefSeq lists its product as uncharacterized. The record is from RefSeq and is a predicted model, not a curated record. The transcript is spliced from 7 exons. NCBI's taxonomy places the organism in Eukaryota, Metazoa, Chordata, Lepidosauria, Squamata, Anolidae. The coding region runs from base 42 to 1574 and encodes 510 amino acids.